AGGAAGACACCCCUCCAUCUGUUCGCAGUUCAGCCUGUUUCCAGUUUAAAGCACGGAUUUCAAUGCAAACAUCAAUUUCUUCUCCCUGUUUUAUAUGCAAAGCGAACCUUAGGAAUCACAGCUAUACUGCUACUGGGACCCCUACCAAAUUUCUCCCCCUCCCCCAAAAUCGCAGGCUUUUCAUUUGAAUACCUGCUUACAGUGGUAUACAAUGGACAGCUUUGAGAAGAAAAAUUGAUAAUCUUCACGGAAGAGUAAUUUGAAUGAAAUUACACUUGACAGCCUGUCUCCAAGCAAGCAAGGAGAGUGAGGGGCGCCUUAGCUGAGUUCCGAGGACCUGCAUUAAACCAUUAAAGCUCUCGGAGCUUUCUGGGGAAAAUAAAUUCACAGUUUUCCCACCAUCUGUGCAAGGCGUUUGAUUAAACCUGUGCAGCCGUUUCUAGUGAAGAAAGGUAGCCAUGGAAGAAAAUAUGGAAGAGGGACAGACACAAAAAGAUAUGGGCAGUAGGACAGGGAGAGAGGAAGAAAUCUGCUUGGUUAACAUGCACCUCACUUGUCAUCGUUUAGGAUGCUUUGAGUGCUGCAUCAAAUGCUUGGGGGGCAUUCCUUAUGCCUCAUUGAUUGCCACCAUCCUGUUGUAUGCUGGAGUUGCACUCUUCUGUGGCUGUGGUCAUGAAGCACUCUCGGGAACUGUCAACAUUCUUCAAACCUACUUUGACAUGGCAAGAGCUGCUGGGGACACCAUUGAUGUCUUUACCAUGAUUGAUAUCUUCAAAUAUGUGAUCUACGGAGUAGCAGCUGCCUUCUUUGUCUAUGGCAUCUUACUGAUGGUAGAGGGUUUCUUUACAACUGGAGCCAUCAAGGAUCUCUAUGGGGAUUUCAAAAUCACGACCUGCGGCAGAUGUGUCAGUGCCUGGUUCAUCAUGCUGACAUACAUCUUCAUGCUCGCCUGGCUGGGAGUUACAGCUUUCACCUCUCUGCCCGUUUACAUGUACUUCAACCUGUGGACUAUUUGCAAAAAUACCACAGCAAUGGAUGGGGCACCCCUCUGCUUGGAUCUCCGUCAGUUUGGUAUUGUAACAGUUGGAGAAGACAAGAAGAUUUGUUCCACAUCUGAUAAUUUCAUUAGAAUGUGUGAAUCUACUGAGCUGAACAUGACAUUCCAUUUGUUUAUUGUGGCGCUGGCCGGGGCUGGAGCAGCAGUCAUUGCUAUGCACUACAAGAAUGACUGUCCUGAGUUGUGCACUACCCCAACUGCGUUUCUUGCUUACCUCGGACCUGGGAGGUGCCAGGGCAAUCUGAGGCAAAUCUACGUGAGGAGGCAACAGAUGAAUUCCCACAGCACCUCCCAGGUCCUGAGCCCACUGCCCAUUGUCUCAAAGCAGUCCUUGGACACUCCCCACCCUUAUAAUCCCACGAGGCAGAAAUCCCCUGGCCUCCCUCUCCCCCGCGCCUGA
Sphaerodactylus townsendi is the source of this 1457-nucleotide messenger RNA. RefSeq names its product glycoprotein M6A (gene GPM6A). Bases 459 to 1457 code for a protein of 332 amino acids. The record is from RefSeq and is a predicted model, not a curated record. NCBI's taxonomy places the organism in Eukaryota, Metazoa, Chordata, Lepidosauria, Squamata, Sphaerodactylidae. The transcript is spliced from 10 exons. Gene Ontology annotation, biological process: neuron projection development. Gene Ontology annotation, cellular component: filopodium; neuronal cell body; axonal growth cone.